UCAAAUGAAUCCAAAAUGACAGACGUGUGUCUUUUCUACUGAUAACGCAUAAAUAAAUAAAUAAUUCGGUAAAAUGGAUAACAAACCGUCGUUAAGUCAGUAUUUCGCAGACUCUGAAGCGCCGCCCGCCUCCCAGUUUUUCGACGAGAUCGGAACUGCACCAUCCGACAUGAUACAAAGUGUUUACUUGGGCGACACAGAAGGUGCAAGUAAUCCAACGACUACAGCUAACCUUUUUCCGCAAAAUAUGACUGCAUCUUUUACGCAGCAUCGAAUAGCUCAAGAAGUUACGUUUUCUAACGUUCUGCCCACCGUGAGCGGUACCGCGUCGUUGCCGGCGGCUGCCCUGCCUGAUCCAUCAACAUUCUUCGAUACUAUUGGCCCUGAGCCUCAAAUUGGGCCUCCUAAGAGCGGUUUGGCUAGUCCAAACGUUCUUACCGAAGCUAUGGAUGGUCUGAGUGUCAAGAACCAGCCAGUAGACAAAGAAGCUGAUAGAAGAAGAGAUGCGUGGCUGCCUAAUGAGGAAGCUAAGAAGACUUUAAUGAAGGCCCAAUCUUCUCCGAAAGGCUCCUUCUUCCCUGAGAGAGAAGUGCUCACCAUGCCAGGCAUAGUUCUAGAAGAAGAAUUGGCGGACGCCCUACAAGAAGUGGCAGUGAAGUACCUGGGCGUGAGCUCUGCCGGCAGCCGCGGAGUGGUCCGCGCGGAGCACGUGAGCCGCGACGACGCCGGGCUGCGCGAGCUGCUGCGCACCGGCUACCUGCGCGCCGCGGUCAACCACACGCACACGCUGCUCACGGCUGCGCAGCAAGGAGCAGGCCGCAUGCACCGUCCAUCGAAGCAUACUCCUCGCACCCUGCAGCUGUGGCUCACCAGGUUUGCAGUCAUGCUGCGGAUCAGACUGCACGAGCCACUCCUGCAAGAGGCUGAAGCCUUCGGGGACUUUAGCAAGCCUGACAUGUUCUAUGAGUUCUACCCGGACUCGUUCGAGAAUCGAACCGGGUCCCUUGUGCCGUUUUCCCUGCGCCUGUUAGUAGCUGAGCUGCCGGGGCAUGUCGGCAAACCUGAGGAAGCUAUCGACAGACUGUAUGCUAUGCUGGAUAUCAUACACAAGAUGCUGAAGAACCUUCGAGAAGGCAAGACAGAAGAUGGAUCAGGGACAGUGUCCGAGCAAGAUAAGGAGGAGUCUCUUCGGCUGUGGAGUGGUAGGGAGACCAGGGUACUGCAUUCCAUCGUCAACUGCGCUAUUGCUUUGAAGGAUUUCCGGCUAGCCGGUAAGAUCUUAGUAUCUGUACGACAGCAAGCGUCGACGCCCACACAACGCAGAGCGCUGUCCAGCGCCCUCUGUCGGCUGUGGCUGCUAGCUGGACACGUGAAGGCCGCCAUGACAUAUUUGGAAGACGCCAAGGACUCCAGACAACAUAUCUGUCCGACGCCAGACGUGCGUGAAUACGUGGACCUUGGUUUGAUAGACAUAGCGCACGGCAAGUAUCAAGACGCGUACAACAACUUCGCGAGAGCUGCAGACCAGGAACCCACCAACAUUAUGGUAGCCAACAACCUGUCCGUCUGCCUGCUAUACAUGGGUCGUCUGAAGGAAGCCAUCGCUGUACUCCAGAAGGCAAUCCACUCGGACCCUGAGAGGGGCCUGAAUGAGAGCCUCCUCAUAAACCUCUGCACUCUAUACGAACUGGAGUCCUCAAAAACCAAUGAGAAGAAGAUGAAUUUACUACGAAUGCUAUGUAAAUAUAAAAGUGAUACCAUACCUAAUGUUUUGGAAUGUCUAAAGUUGAGUUAAGCUAAUGUUUAUGAUAGGUGAUUGAAGGGGGUCUAAAAAGCCACAUCCAAACAAUAAAAAAAACAUCAUCCCCCUAACAUUAUCCCGUUUUUCAGUGUCCGCUUACCCAACCUGAAGACUUGACAGGUCCGGUUGUUUACAAAAGCGACUGCCUGUCUGACCUUCCAACCCGCGAUCCCCUAGCGAAACCAGCCCAAUACAUGUUAAAUUAGGUUAUUUACCUAAAAAACAAUAUUGCAAUUUCACAUUUGCGCAUAUUGUUUUUUUUAGCUGAAUUGCUUCAAUGUUGCCUAUAUUCCCCCCCCCCCCCCUUGAACGCGAUACAAUGCUAGAAAUAGAGGCCAGUGUAAGACGAUCAAAAGUCAAUCUCAUUUUUUCUGUAAAUAUUGUAUUAUUAUUAAAUAUUGUUUCACCUAUGAAUAUCUAUAUUUUUUUUCAAUGAGGGACUAUCCAGGCUAAAAAUAUAGAUGGCGUUAUACAGAUUUAACGUGAUACGGUCACGAGUACUAAUAUGUAUACACUUUGAAACCAUGUCACAUUAACUUUUUUGACAAAUAAAACCGUAAAUGUGAUUAAAUGUCAAAUACGAUAGUGCGAUAAGGUUCUAAAGUGGGUACAUGUUAUUGUUUAUGACAGUAUACAGUAAUGUCUGACUGUAUACAUAAACUCACGCCUAUUCCCACCGGGGUACGCAGAGACUACGGAAUUCCAUUUGCUUCGAUCCUGACACACAUUCAAAGGAAGCCAUCGCUGUACUCCAGAAGGCAAUCCACUCGGACCCUGAGAGGGGCCUGAAUGAGAGCCUCCUCAUAAACCUCUGCACUCUAUACGAACUGGAGUCCUCAAAAACCAAUGAGAAGAAGAUGAAUUUACUACGAAUGCUAUGUAAAUAUAAAAGUGAUACCAUACCUAAUGUUUUGGAAUGUCUAAAGUUGAGUUAAGCUAAUGUUUAUGAUAGGUGAUUAAAGGGGGUCUAAAAAGCCACAUCCAAACAAUAAAAAAAACAUCAUCCCCCUAACAUUAUCCCGUUUUUCAGUGUCCGCUUACCCAACCUGAAGACUUGACAGGUCCGGUUUUUUACAAAAGCUACUGCCUGUCUGACCUUCCAACCCGCGAUCCCCUAGCGAAACCAGCCCAAUACAUGUUAAAUUAGGUUAUUUACCUAAAAAACAAUAUUGCAAUUUCACAUUUGCGCAUAUUGUUUUUUUUUAGCUGAAUUGCUUCAAUGUUGCCUAUAUAUAUCCCUCCCCCUUGAAUGCGAUACAAUGCUAGAAAUAGAGGCCAGUGUAAGACGAUCAAAAGUCAAUCUCAUUUUUUCUGUAAAUAUUGAAUUAUUAUUAAAUAUUGUUUCAUCUAUGAA
Molecule: messenger RNA, 3155 nt
Organism: Pectinophora gossypiella (pink bollworm)
Lineage: Eukaryota; Metazoa; Arthropoda; Insecta; Lepidoptera; Gelechiidae
Product: trafficking protein particle complex subunit 12
Exons: 11
Coding region: 74-1795 (573 amino acids)
Cellular component (GO): TRAPP complex; Golgi apparatus
Molecular function (GO): protein binding
Source: RefSeq, a predicted model, not a curated record